Molecule: messenger RNA, 2448 nt
Organism: Perca fluviatilis (European perch)
Lineage: Eukaryota; Metazoa; Chordata; Actinopteri; Perciformes; Percidae
Product: protocadherin gamma-A2-like
Exons: 2
Coding region: 16-2439 (807 amino acids)
Biological process (GO): homophilic cell-cell adhesion
Cellular component (GO): plasma membrane
Molecular function (GO): calcium ion binding
Source: RefSeq, a predicted model, not a curated record
UUUGUAGACGGGAGAAUGUCGGAGAGAACAAUGACACGGCAAGUAGGACUACUGUUUAUGUCGGUUGUUUUUUUCAGCUCGGUAUCUGGGCAGGUCAGUUACUCCAUUCCCGAGGAAAUGGCGAAAGGAUCUUUAGUCGGUAACAUAGCAGUAGAUUUAGGUGUUGAUGUGAAACGGCUGAAAUCAGGGAAAGCUCGUAUAUAUACCGGAGAAAGUACGGAAUACAUCGAGCUGAAUAAAGAAAGGGGAGUCCUUGUAAUCAAAGAGCGAAUAGACAGAGAAGUGCUCUGCGGACAGACGACGCCCUGUGCUCUUAAUUUUCAAAUCAUUUUGGAGAAUCCUAUGCAGUUUUACAGCGUCACUGUCGAGAUCACCGACAUUAACGACAACUCUCCCGGCUUUAAGAACAAUGAAAUUAAAUUUGAAAUCAGUGAAAUGUCUCAAAUUGGAUCGAAAUUUGUCUUAGAAAAGGCAAUAGAUAACGAUGUGGGUAUUAAUGGACUCCAGGGCUAUUCACUCAGUUCAAGUGACACAUUUACUUUAAACCCUUAUAGAAUUGGCAGUAGUAGGAAUGUUGAGAUGAUUUUAAAGAAGCAUCUCGACCGAGAGAAACAAGAGUGGUUGUCUUUAGUAUUGACUGCUUUAGAUGGCGGCGAACCGCAGCUUUCUGGAACAAUGCAAAUUGUCAUUACUGUCUUGGACGCAAACGAUAAUGCACCUGUUUGUACUCAAACAGAAUAUAAGGCUAAUGUGAAAGAAAACGCGUUAAAAGGAGCUGUUUUAACCACGGUAAGCGCAUUUGAUGCAGAUCAAGGUCUGAACGCACACAUACAGUAUUCAAUUUCUAAUGUUCCAGAGGGCGCGCUUGAACUGUUUGGUGUAGAUAACGAAAAUGGCGUGGUUACGUUAAUGGGAAAGCUUGAUUAUGAGAAAUUCCGACAUUAUGAAAUAGAUGUCCAAGCGUCAGAUGAAGGUGGUAACUCAGACGUAUGUAAAGUUAUAAUCGAGGUGCUGGACACAAACGAUAACCCACCAGUUAUCAAUAUUAUGUCAACGUCAUCCAGUAUAUCUGAGGAUGUUAAACCAGGAACGGUUCUGACAAUGAUGAACGUUCAGGAUCCAGAUUCAGAUGAAAAUGGCAAAGUCCACUGCGUUUUAGAUGAAAAUAUUCAUUUUACAAUCAUGUCCACAUCAAACGAUGUCUUUACUUUAGUGACAGAGGGUGAAUUAGACAGAGAGAUCGCUUCUCAAUAUAAUAUAACUGUGACCUGCUCUGAUGAGGGAGUGCCCUCCCUCUCCAGCAGCGUCACUCUCACCUUACAGAUCUCUGAUGUGAAUGAUAACGCGCCUGUCUUUGAGAGGAGCUCAUAUGAGGCCUACAUUGUAGAAAACAACACACCAGGUCUCUCUAUAUUCACAGUGAAAGCCAGAGACGCUGACUGGAACCAGAAUGCCCGUGUUUCUUACAUACUGGAGGACUCCUCUGUUAACGGAGUGCCAGUCUCCUCAUAUGUGUCCGUUAGUGCUGAUAGUGGAGUCAUCCAUGCAGUGCGCUCUUUUGACUACGAGCAGAUCAAAGACUUCCACUUCCGCGUCAAAGCGCAGGAUGGAGGCUCUCCUCCACUCAGUACUAAUGUGACUGUGAAAAUACUGAUCCAGGACCGGAACGACAACCCUCCUCAGGUUCUGUACCCAGUCCAGACUGGUGGCUCUCUGGUGGCUGAAAUGGUGCCUCGUUCAGCAGAUGUGGGCUAUCUGGUCACUAAAGUGGUGGCUGUUGAUGUUGACUCUGGACAGAAUGCCUGGCUCUCCUAUAAACUGCAGAAAGCCACAGACAGGGCGCUGUUUGAAGUGGGCUUACAGGAUGGAGAAAUAAGAACUAUCCGCCAAGUCACUGAUAAAGAUGCUGUGAAACAAAGACUGACUGUUAUAGUGGAGGACAACGGGCAGCCCUCUCGUUCAGCUACAGUCAUUGUUAACGUGGCGGUGGCGGACAGCUUCCCUGAAGUGCUGUCUGAGUUCACUGACUUUACCCACGACAAGGAGUACAAUGACAACCUGACUUUUUACUUAGUGUUGGCUUUGGCUGUAGUUUCCUUCCUCUUCAUCACGUGUUUAGUGGUUAUUAUAUCAGUGAAAAUCUACAGAUGGAGACAGUCUCGCAUCCUGUAUCACUCCAAUCUCCCUGUGAUUCCAUAUUAUCCACCACGUUACUCAGACACUUUGGGGACAGGAACUCUCCAACACGUGUACAAUUACGAGGUGUGCAGGACGACUGACUCCAGAAAGAGUGACUGUAAGUUCGGCAGAGCUGGUAGUCAGAACGUGCUGAUAAUGGACCCCAGUUCUACAGGGACAAUGCAGCGGAUACAGAGUGAAAAGAGCAUCCUGGAUGAACCAGACUCUCCUCUAGAGGUUAGACUCAUUGUUUUACAUUGAAUUUUACAU